Molecule: messenger RNA, 6963 nt
Organism: Rana temporaria (common frog)
Lineage: Eukaryota; Metazoa; Chordata; Amphibia; Anura; Ranidae
Gene: KALRN
Product: kalirin RhoGEF kinase
Exons: 45
Coding region: 28-6225 (2065 amino acids)
Biological process (GO): axon guidance; intracellular signal transduction; protein phosphorylation
Cellular component (GO): postsynaptic density; cytoplasm
Molecular function (GO): guanyl-nucleotide exchange factor activity; protein kinase activity; protein binding
Source: RefSeq, a predicted model, not a curated record
CUGGGCUGGAUCCGCAAUGGGGAGUCCAUGCUGAACGCAAGCCUUGUUAAUGCCAGUUCAUUGUCGGAGGCGGAGCAGCUGCAGAGAGAACAUGAACAGUUCCAGAUGGCUAUUGAGUCGCUGUUCAAUGCCAGCUCUCUGCAGAAAACCCACCAGAGUGCCCUGCAGGUCCAGCAGAAGGCCGAGGCCUUGUUACAAGCCGGGCAUUACGACGCCGAUGCCAUCCGGGAGUGUGCCGAGAAAGUGGCCAUGCACUGGCAGCAGCUCAUGCUGAAGAUGGAGGACAGGCUGAAGCUAGUGAACGCCUCGGUGGCCUUCUACAAAACUUCGGAGCAGGUGUGCAGUGUGUUGGAAAGCCUGGAGCAGGAAUACCGGAGAGACGAGGACUGGUGCCGGGGACAUGACAAGCUGGGACCCGCCUCCGACACGGACCACAUAAUGCCGUUGAUCAGCAAACAUCUGGAGCAGAAGGAAGCCUUCCUGAAGGCGUGCACACUUGCCCGGAGAAAUGCGGAGGUCUUCUUAAAGUACAUUCACCGCAACAAUGUCAGCAUGCCAGGCGUGGCCCCUCACACGCGGGGGCCCGAGCAGCAAGUUAAAGCCAUCCUCAGCGAGCUCCUUCAAAGAGAGAACCGCGUCCUGCACUUCUGGACCCUGAAGAAGCGGCGGCUGGACCAGUGCCAGCAGUACGUGGUGUUCGAGAGAAGCGCCAAGCAGGCUCUGGACUGGAUUCAGGAGACGGGGGAGCACUUCCUCUCCACGCACAUAUCUACUGGGGAGAGUCUGGACCAAACGCAAAGUCUACUGAAGGAAUAUGAGGACUUCCGCUGUCCCGCCAAGCAAACGAAGGAGAAGGUGCGUCUCCUGAUCCAGCUGGCGGACAGCUUUGUGGAGAAGGGUCACGUGCACGCCACGGAGCUGAAGAAAUGGGUCACCACUGUGAACAAGCAUUACCGCGACUUCUCCCUGCGGAUGGGGAAGUACCAGUGCUCCCUGCAGAGGGCGCUGGGCAUCAGCACUGAGGACAAUAAAGACCUGGAACUGGACAUCGUCCCGGCCAUCCUGACCGACCCGGAAGUAAAACUGCGAGACGCCAGCCACGAGGUCAACGAGGAGAAGAGGAAGUCCGCCCGGAAAAAAGAAGGUCCUUCUCUUUUCAGGUUCAUCAUGGCGGAGCUCCUCCAGACGGAGAAGGCGUACGUCCGAGAUCUGCACGAGUGUAUGGAGACCUACCUGUGGGAGAUGACGAGCGGCGUGGAGGAGAUCCCCCCGGGAAUCCUCAAUAAAGAACACAUCAUCUUCGGGAACAUCCAGGAAAUCUACGACUUUCACAACAACAUCUUCUUGAAGGAGCUGGAGAAGUACGAGCAACUCCCGGAGGACGUCGGACAUUGUUUCGUCACGUGGGCGGAUAAGUUCCACAUGUAUGUGACUUACUGUAAGAACAAGCCGGACUCCAGCCAGCUCAUCCUGGAGCACGCCGGGGCCUUCUUCGAUGAGAUCCAACAGCGGCACGGAUUGGCCAAUUCCAUCUCCUCGUAUCUCAUCAAACCCGUGCAGAGGAUCACCAAGUACCAGCUCCUUCUCAAGGAGCUGCUGACGUGCUGCGAGGAAGGGAAGGGAGAGAUAAAGGACGGCCUGGAAGUAAUGCUCAGCGUGCCAAAGAGAGCCAACGACGCCAUGCAUGUCAGCAUGCUGGAAGGGUUUGAUGAAAACCUGGACGUUCAGGGUGAGCUUAUUCUGCAGGAUUCUUUCCAAGUCUGGGAUCCCAAAUCUCUGAUCCGCAAGGGGCGGGACCGACACCUUUUCCUUUUCGAGAUUUCUCUGGUGUUCAGCAAGGAGAUCAAAGACUCUGCAGGACACACAAAAUAUGUUUACAAAAACAAGCUGCUGACCUCCGAGUUGGGGGUGACGGAACACGUUGAAGGAGACCCCUGCAAGUUCGCCUUGUGGUCGGGCCGGACGCCGUCGUCUGAUAACAAGACGGUGCUCAAGGCAUCCAGCAUUGAGGCGAAGCAGGACUGGAUCAAGAACAUCCGAGAGGUGAUCCAGGAGAGAAUGAUCCACCUGAAAGGAGCGCUAAAAGAGCCGAUUCAGCCGCCGAAGACCCCGGCCAAGCAGAGGAACAACAGCAAGAGGGACGGGUUGGAGGAUCUGGACAGUCAGGGUGACGGCAGCAGCCAGCCGGACACAAUCUCCAUCGCCUCCCGGACCUCGCAGAACACUGUAGACAGCGACAAGUUGUCGGGAGGCUGUGAACUCACCACGGUGCUCCAGGAUUUCGUCGCCAUCCACAGCAAUGAGCUGAGCAUCCAGGUGGGCCAGACGGUGGAGCUGCUGGAGAAGCCGAGCGACCGCCCCGGAUGGUGUUUGGUGAAGACGACGGAACGGAGCCCCCCGCAGGAAGGCCUGGUGCCCAGCAGUGCCCUGUGCAUCUCCCACUCCCGGAGCAGCGUGGAGAUGGAGUGCUUCUUCCCGUCGGGAAAAGAUGCUUUUUCCAUCACGGGAGAAAACGGCGGCAAGACCGACUCGGUGGCCAACCUGCACCCGCAGUCCUCUCUGAACUCCAUCUCCAGCUCGCCGGGGCCCAAGCGCUCCACCAACACCCUGAAGAAGUGGCUGACCAGCCCCGUCCGGCGGCUCAACAGCGGCAAGGCCGAGAGCAACAUCAAGAAGCAGAAGAAGAGGGAGGGGCGCAACCUGGGCUCCCCGCGUGCCAACGACGACACCACCCCUCAGGGCGACAGCGCUGAUGAGAAGGGCAAGAAAGGUUGGGACGAGGAGGCGGAUGACGACUCGCACACUCCGCUGCCGCCGCCCAUGAAGAUCUUCGACAACGAGCCGGUGCCGGCGCCAGACGACAAGCCCUCCUUACUUGUGGCCCGUCAGAGCUCGGGCGAGGUGCCCAGUGCGGCCGAGCUGGUCAGUGCUAUUGAGAACCUGGUCAGGAACAAAAUGACCAUAGACGGAGGAUCGUACUCGGGCUCUCAGAUGAACUCGGUAACAGACGGGUAUUCCAACGAAGGGAUGAUGCCAAUGCCGGUGCCCAGGAACCACGAGGAGGAGCAGAAGGCCAAGGCUCUCCGAGGAAGAAUGUUUGUCCUAAACGAGUUGGUCCAGACGGAGAAGGAUUAUGUGAAAGAUCUGGGGGUGGUGGUAGAGGGCUUCAUCCCACGGAUAGAGGAGAAAGGGACCCCAGAUGACAUGAACGGGAAAGAGAAGAUCGUGUUCGGCAACAUUCAUCAGAUCUACGACUGGCAUAAAGAUUUUUUCAUGGCAGAAUUAGAACAAUGCCUGAAGGACCCGGAUCGCCUCGCUCCGCUUUUCAUUAAACAGGAGAGGAAGCUGCUGAUGUACGUAGUGUAUUGCCAAAACAAACCUCGCUCGGAAUACGUUGUCGCAGAAUACGACUCUUAUUUUGAGGAGGUGAAGCAGGAGAUAAACCAGAGAUUCAAUAUCAGCGAUUUCCUCAUUAAACCCAUCCAGAGGAUAACCAAGUACCAGCUGCUGCUAAAGGAUUUCUUCAAGUACAGUCAGAAGGCCGGUCUGGAAUGCUCUGAGCUUGAGAAAUCGGUGGAGUUAAUGUGCCUUGUACCCAAACGCUGCAAUGACAUGAUGAACUUGGGGCGACUUCAGGGAUUUGAGGGAAAGCUGACCGCUCAGGGGAAGUUGCUCCAGCAGGACACGUUCUUUGUGAUUGAGCAGGAAUCCGGACUCCAGUCUCGGCCUAAAGAACGGAGAGUUUUCCUGUUCGAACAGAUCGUCAUCUUCAGUGAACUUCUCCGGAGGGGAUCGUCCAACCCCGGCUACAUGUUCAAAAAAGGAAUCAAGAUGAACUAUCUCGUCCUGGAGGAAAACAUUGACAACGACCCCAGUAAGUUUGCUCUGAGGAGCCGUGAGUCGACGGAACGCGUCAUUCUCCAGGCCGCCAACCCCGAGAUCAAACAGGCCUGGGUGCUGGACAUCGGUCAAGUGUUGGAAACCCAGCGAGACUUUGUGAACGCUCUGCAAUCGCCAAUAGAAUAUCAGCGGAAGGAGAGCAACGCCGCCAUGAACAAACCCCAGUUGAGUCGGGCGCCGACUCCCAGCAGCAGACCCGUCUCCACCACCCCCGUCAGCUCUGAGAAAUGCGUCAACCUGCCGCGAAACCCGUCUCUAUCGCAACGGAAAGCACCUACCUCGAAUGGCAGCCCAGGGUAUGAUCUGUACCAGCCUACCGACAAGUACGACUCCAGCCAGAACGAGGUGUCCGGCUGUAACGGAGCGGCGUCCAUGGCGAUUGUUCAGGACUACUAUGCACUGAAAGAGAACGAGAUCUGCGUCUACCAGGGGGAGAUUGUACAAAUCCUGGCCAUCAACCAGCAGAACAUGUUCCUGGUCUACCGGCCCGCCAACAACCACUCCCCGGCGGCGGAAGGCUGGAUCCCCGGCUCCGUUUUGGGGCAAAUUACUAAGACCUCUGCUGACAGUAGCGACAGAAGCAUCAAGAAGUCAUGUUCUUGGCACACUCUCCGCAUGAGGAAACGGGAUGGCAAGGAGCCGAACGGCCAGUGUAAAAGCGUGGAGGGUCUGGGCAGCAAGGUGAAAGACCACAACAGUUCCGAGGAGUCGGAAUGCGAUGACUUUGAUCCCGGCGCUAGCAUGGAGAUCAUCAAUCCCAAUUUCAUCCAGGAAGUGGCCCCGGAGUUCCUCCUGACUCUGGUAGACAUUAUAUGUGUUGUUGGCGACACGGUGACCCUACACUGCAAGGUCUGCGGCCGACCCAAACCGACAAUCACGUGGAAGGGCCCGGAUCAGAACAUUCUGGAUGGUGAGGGCAGCACUUACACCAUGACAGCCAGCGAAUCCGGCGACAUUCGUUUGAAGAUCUAUAAUCUGAUGCCCCAGGACAGCGGGAUCUACACCUGUGUGGCGACCAAUGAGCUGGGUUGUACCUCCACCUCCGCCACCAUCAAAGUACAAGGUGUCCCCGGGGCCCCCAGCCAGCCUGUAGCCCAGGAGAGAAACAGCUCCUCAGUCAUCCUCCGCUGGCUCCCUCCAUCAAGUACAGGGAACUGCACCAUCUCCGGAUACACCGUGGAGUACAAGGAUGAAGGCUCCCAGGUCUGGCAGCAGUCAGUGGCCUGUACGCUGGAUACUUACCUUGUACUGGAGGACCUGAGGCCUGGAGGCGCUUACCAGUUCAGAGUCAGUGCCAGCAACCCCUGGGGCAUCAGCCUGCCCAGCGAGCCAUCGGAACCCCUUCGGCUGCCUGAGAACGACGCCAACACUGACGGCUCCACCGUUUGCUGGAAGGAGAACUUCGACCAGAUGUACGUGGAGCUGCAGGAGAUCGGCCGGGGUCGGUUCUCGGUGGUGAAGAAGUGCGUUCAGAGGAACACGCGGAAGGACGUCGCCGUGAAAUUCGUCAACAAGAAGCUGAAAAAGCGCGAACAGGCGUCCCACGAGGCGGCGCUGCUCCAGCACCUCCAACACCCGCAGUACCUCGCCCUCCAUGACACCUACGAGUCGCCCAACGCCUACAUCCUCGUCCUGGACCUGGUGGACGACGGCCGCUUGCUGGAUUAUCUCAUGAAGCACGAUGAGCUGAUGGAGGAGAAGGUGGCCUUCUACAUGCGGGACAUCCUGGGGGCCCUCCAGUAUCUGCACGGCUGCCGCGUCGCCCACUUGGACCUCAAGCCUGAGAACCUCCUGAUCGACCUCCGUAUCCCGGUCCCACGGGUGAAAAUUAUCGACCUCGAAGACGCCACGAGGAUUAGCGGUCACUAUUAUGUCCACCAGCUGCUGGGGAACGCGGAAUUCACUGCUCCGGAGGUGAUUAAAGGCACGCCGGUUUCCCUGGCGACCGACAUCUGGAGUCUGGGCGUUCUGACGUACGUCAUGCUGAGCGGCGUGUCGCCAUUCCUAGACGAGAGCAGCGAGGAGACCUGUAUGAACAUCUGCAGGGUGGACUUCUCCUUCCCGCUGGAGUAUUUCACCAGUGUCAGCCAAGCCGCUCAGGACUUCAUCCGGGCCGCACUGCAGAUGGACGCCCGCUGGAGGCCCACGGUGGCCACCUGUCUGCUCCAUCCCUGGCUCCAGCCUCACUAUAGCAAUUAUUCCAAAAUCCCCCUGGACACCACGCGACUGACCACCUUCAUCGAGAGGCGGAGCCACCAGAAUGAUGCCCGUCCGCUGCCCAAUGCCAAGAGCUUCAUUGUGAACCGUAAUGCCAUAGGAACAUGAAGGCCUCACCACCUCCUGCUGAAUCAGUAUUAACCAGGACGGCAAUGGAUACAUUUGUAGCGGGUUCAUAUCCUGCGCCGGCCCGUAUUCUGAAACAGGGAUUGGUUGGAUGGUUGAGGACCUCCAUUUUUCAAAGGGAUGGUUGGGGGAACUUCAUUUCUCAGAGGGAUUGAGGACCUCCCAUUUUUCAAAGGGAUGGUUGGGGGAACUUCAUUUCUCAGAGGGAUAGUUGAGGACUUCCAUUUCUCAGAGGGAUGGUUGAGGACUUUCAUUUCUCAGAGGGAUGGUUGAGGACUUUCAUUUCUCAGAGGGAUGGUUGAGGACUUUCAUUUCUCAGAGGGAUGGUUGAGGACUUUAAUUUCUCAGAGGGAUGGUUGAGGACUUUCAUUUCUCAGAGGGAUGGUUGAGGACUUUCAUUUCUCAGAGGGAUGGUUGAGGACUUUCAUUUCUCAGAGGGAUGGUUGAGGACUUUCAUUUCUCAGAGGGAUAGUUGAGGACUUCCAUUUCUCAGAGGGAUAGUUGAGGACUUUAAUUCCUCAGAGGGAUGGUUGAGGACUUUCAUUUCUCAGAGGGAUGGUUGAGGACUUUCAUUUCUCAGAGGGAUAGUUGAGGACCUCCAUUUCUCAGAGGGAUGGUUGAGGACUUUCAUUUCUCAGAGGGAUGGUUGAGGACUUUCAUUUCUCAGAGGGAUGGUUGAGGACUUCCAUUUCUCAGAGGGAUGGUUGAGGACUUCCAUUU